Molecule: messenger RNA, 384 nt
Organism: Parastagonospora nodorum SN15
Lineage: Eukaryota; Fungi; Ascomycota; Dothideomycetes; Pleosporales; Phaeosphaeriaceae
Exons: 3
Coding region: 1-384 (127 amino acids)
Source: RefSeq, a predicted model, not a curated record
AUGUCUGUCUUGCUUACCCACGAUACUCAGUCCUCGAUAUCCUUCAACCAUUCAACGCUUUCUCCAGCGUCUCGCCCACAACCCGUCACACUCAUUCAUCGCGUCAUCAUCAUGCGAUCGACCCUGGAACCCAGCGAGCCGCCCACUCUCGCUAGCCGCUGCCACGGGCGCGUGAACGCGUGGUCACACCCCAUCCCAAGAAUGGGCGUGUGGUGGUACGGAGCUCACCGCUUCAUAUAUGGGUGGUGGAGUUGUGCGAUCAAAGUAGAGCACUUUGCAGAAUGGAACAUGUAUGGAAAGAUGGAUUUGGAGAUGGAGACGUUGGUGAUAUUGGUAGAGGGCACACCGCAUUUCGAAGCUUGGAGAAGCUAUGGACUUUCCUAA